Messenger RNA from Chondrus crispus (carragheen), 2756 nucleotides. RefSeq lists its product as hypothetical. NCBI's taxonomy places the organism in Eukaryota, Rhodophyta, Florideophyceae, Gigartinales, Gigartinaceae. The coding region runs from base 1 to 2193 and encodes 730 amino acids. The record is from RefSeq and is a predicted model, not a curated record. Gene Ontology annotation, biological process: DNA replication. Gene Ontology annotation, molecular function: single-stranded DNA binding; 5'-3' DNA helicase activity; ATP binding. The transcript is spliced from 2 exons.
AUGAAGACGGGGAAAUCGUUGCGUGGGGUGGCGAGAAUUCUGCAAGCUUCAGCCAAGGCCCGAAGCAAGUAUAUCCAGCUCGAUGCGUUGGGCUCUAGCACUCGAACAAUACAGACUAUGUGUUUCCCGAACUGGAGCAAACACAACAUUCUGUGGAGUUUAGCGACAAGGUCCGGUCACUGGAGAAGCAGUGGUAUGCAUCUUAAAUCAUCUCGAGGAUUAACAUAUGUAUCUCAUCACUUUUGUCUGGCCCCAGGCGAGGUCGAAAAGUAUUUGGAACACCAAAAUCUCAAGUUCCGCCAAACAGAUGAGCACGCAAUAGUCGCAGAAUGCCCGUGUUGCCCGCCGAUAAAUGGAAAGGCUGAUAACAUGUACAAGUUGUAUAUUGUACGAGAGUCUGGCGUUUUUAAGUGUCACCGAUGCAGCACGCACGGGUCCUGGUUUGAUUUUCGAAAAAGGGUUGGAUACGGGCCUUCGCUUUUUUCUCCUAUGGAGACGAAAGUGGACAAGAAAAAGAAACCCUCACGUUCUUCCGGAGAAACAAAUGCCACUCAACAGCAGGUGUUUCCCAAGAGCGAGAACCAGGAAAAAUAUGUCCAGGGGCUCUGGUACAAAUACCCAUCUGCGAGGGAGUAUCUAAAGAACGAACGAGGCCUAGACGAUGCAGUGCUCAAAAAAUACGGUGUUGGUGCCGCGCACUUUCCAAUGACAGAUGACCGAGGAGGAAGCAGUCAAUUGUGUAUCACAUUUCCAAUGUACGAUGAAGAUGAGCAGCUAGUGCGGCACAAGAUUAGAUCUAUAGAAACGAAACGAGGAAUGAGAAUGAACCCGAAAGGGGGGGGUUGGGGUUUGUUUGGGCUCAAUUCUGUGCCGCACGAUGCUGAUAGCAUCGUCUUGACUGAGGGGGAGCUGGACGCCUUGAGUGUCCACCAAGCCACUGGGCGACCAGCUCUGAGUCUACCGAAUGGUGCUAGCUCUCUCCCAAUUGCGCUGUUGCCUGCACUUGAAAGGUUCAAAGAUAUAUUCCUUUGGAUGGAUGAGGACGUUGCUGGACAGGAUGGCGCCACGCAAUUCUCGCGAAAGCUUGGUAUCAAACGGUGUCGAUCAGUUCGUGGUGUGGGGAGCAAGGAUGCAAACGAUGCAUUGCGCCAGGGAAAAGACCUUGACAGUUUCAUCCAAUCCGCACAGGUCGUUCCCCAUAAGGGUCUCAUAUCAUUCGCGGAUAUGCGUGACGAUGUGUUCUAUGAACUGGCGAACGUGCGCGAGCUCAAAGGUCUACAAAGCCGUUCAUUACCCAGGUUGAACAACUUUUUGUCGGGACAUAGGCGUGGAGAGCUGACAAUUUUCUCCGGACAUACUGGUGUAGGGAAAACUACAAUACUCUCUCAGCUCGCUCUUGACUAUUGCAUGCAAGGUGUACCGACCCUGUGGGGUUCUUUUGAAGUCGGGAAUGUUCGUCUGGCUACCCGUAUCUUGCGACAAUUUCACAGUGCCCACGAACCCCGAUCGCCUCUACUUGAGAAUUUCGAUGAGUGGGCAGACCGCUUAUCGCAACUUCCACUGUAUUUCAUGCGCUACCACGGCUCGAAUGAAGUGGAGCGUGUGAUUGAAGCAAUGGAGUACGCCAACUAUGUUUAUGACUGUUCGCAUGUAGUUUUGGACAAUUUGCAGUUCAUGACGAGCGGUCAAGGUGGGCAAGGCAAGGACCGUUUUGCGGUAUUGGAUAACGCAGUAGGGCAAAUCCGCGAAUUCUGCACAGUACGAAAUGCACACGUCUCGCUAGUUGUUCAUCCUAGGAAAGAAGAUGAUGACAUGAAGAUUAUGACGUCCAGCGUUUUUGGGAGCGCGAAAGCAACUCAAGAAGCAGACAACGUGGUCAUUCUACAAAAGACGUCUGACGGACCUGUCUUAGACAUUAGAAAAAACCGGUUUGAUGGAACUUUGGGUGCCGUACAACUCAAAUUUGAUUCCAAGAAGCUUCUUUUUGAGGAGUUAGGGACUAGCGGAGCAUGGGCGCUUCCGAAGGAUGAAGUGAGUGAACGCGAAACGGAGAAAUGGCCGGGUGGACUGAACGAGACUGGAGUUGGCCAAGGUCGGGACAAGCGUAAAUCAAUGCUCAAGCCGAAGGGAGGGAAACUAGGACAGAAGCUUGAGGCUUGGCGCAACAAUCAAAAGGCUAAAGAGGGCAGAUGAGGGGUCGACUGUUUGUGUGACGGAGACAAACACUCACCCGUCGUGGGGUUAACGCCUAUGCUGCUGGAGGAGCCGUUUCUGACAUACAGGGACAAGAGCAGAAUUCGGCCUUGUGUGAAGAGCGCGUGGGCGAGGAGUGAGGCUAGUUGCUUUUCACUUGCUUGGCACGCCAUUCACUCUCCCUAUCAUGUCUUGUCUUACCAUCAGUCUGUCUCGAGAGGAAAAAUGCUUGCGGUAGCUCAAAUAAAUUCAAUACUGUACAGGAGGCGGUUUCUACGCUUUUCGUUGAGAUGCACGUCGAUGCUAAGAAGGCUUGGUGCAGAAGGAAGAGCGUUUCCAGAUUUUAAGAAGGAUGCUCUUUCAGGAAAAGCAGAGGUUUGCGGUCCUUCGAUAAAGGAACUCCGUGUGCGAGAGGAGCAUUACUUUCUUCACACUGCUGUGAUUGACAACAAGGAAACGUGAUGCUGCUCGAACAAAGAAUGUCGCGCAUGGAGUAUGGAGCGCAGCUGCACAUAUGGUAGAAUAAUUUAAACUUAUUAUUUUAAUAUAAAUGCGAUACCGUA